Messenger RNA from Notothenia coriiceps (black rockcod), 262 nucleotides. Its product is annotated as DCN1-like protein 5. The annotation marks the transcript as partial. The record is from RefSeq and is a predicted model, not a curated record. NCBI's taxonomy places the organism in Eukaryota, Metazoa, Chordata, Actinopteri, Perciformes, Nototheniidae. Gene Ontology annotation, cellular component: ubiquitin ligase complex. The transcript is spliced from 2 exons. Gene Ontology annotation, molecular function: ubiquitin conjugating enzyme binding; ubiquitin-like protein binding; cullin family protein binding. Gene Ontology annotation, biological process: protein neddylation.
UUUCACCAGGCCUCAGAUCCGGGGGGCGCGGCCGGUCAGCGGGGACAAGCUGUUCUCCAAUAAGAAGUGUCUGGCCUGGUUCCACGCGUACGCCGGCCCCGACAAGGUGGUGGGCCCGGAGGCCAUGGAGAGGUUCUGUGAAGACAUCGGAGUGGAACCAGAGAAUAUUAUCAUGUUAGUUUUAGCCUGGCAUCUAGAAGCAUCAAGUAUGGGCUUCUUCACCAAAGAGGAGUGGCUCAGGGGAAUGACGUUAUUACAGUGA